CGCUGCAUCCCUUCCCCUCCUCCUCCUCGGGUACCAGCCCGGCGACGAGGUGCAGUGAGCUCAGCAGCGCCUUCCAGUCCAGUCCAGCAAAGGGCUGAGCCGGAGCCCUGCCGCCCCGGCUCGGGUGGAGUAAGCCGGGGAGCCCCAUGCACACAGACUGCCCGGGCAGUAGCCAUGCACUCAGGCGUGGAGUUAAAGAGAGCCAUCUCUGCCAGCAUGGAGGCAGAGAAACCAAUGAGACGCUACGGGGCAGUGGAGGAGACUGAGUGGAAAGCUGAGGGGCUGGGGAGAAAUCAACUUGACAUUAUCUCAAUGGCUGAAACAACAAUGAUGCCUGAGGAGAUCGAAUUGGAGAUGGCAAAGAUCCAGAGGCUUCGGGAAGUCUUAGUCAGAAGAGAAUCAGAGCUCAGGUUUAUGAUGGAUGACAUCCAGCUGUGCAAGGACAUCAUGAACCUUAAACAGGAACUGCAGAAUUUAGUAGCAAUUCCAGAAAAAGAAAAAACAAAAAUGCAGAAACAAAGAGAGGAUGAAUUGAUUCAGAAGAUCCAUAAACUGGUGCAAAAAAGAGAUUUUCUUGUAGAUGAUGCAGAGGUGGAGAGAUUAAGAGAGCAAGAGGAAGACAAGGAGAUGGCUGAAUUCCUGCGGAUCAAAUUAAAACCCUUAGACAAAGUAACACGAUCUCCUGCCAGUACCCCAGCAGAAAAGAAGGCAGAACCUCCUCCAAGCAAGCCCACCGUCGCCAAAACAGGAAUAGCUAUUAUUAAAGAUUGUUGUGGGGCCACGCAAUGCAACAUCAUGUAGCUCCAGUCUCUCUACCAAUUGUAUCUGUCUUUUUUUCAAAUGUUUUUAUUGGAUAAAACUGUAGGGUGAAAGGAUUUUAAAGCAUCCUGAUAGUUGAAUCAAGAAAUACUGUAAACAUUACAGUAAUGUACUGAAUGUACUAAUGGUGAAUCCUUCACUGUUGCAUGGAUCACUCAGUGUGCAUGCUUAAAAUAAAGGAAUAUAUAUAGCAGCUGUCCAAUGACCAGAACAGAUAGUAAAAAUAGCUGAAAAGAUACAUACAAUUCUUUGGCAAAAGUGAAUUAGAAAAGUGUAUAUUUUAUCCAAUAAUGUUUAAAAUAGCAGUUUUAAAAAGUCAGCACUUUGUAGGAUUUGUUAUACACCUUUUUCCCUUGGCAAGUUUUAUUCAAACACAUGCCAAGGUCUAAAUAUAAUAAUGUCCUGUCUAGGCUAUUUUUCAAAAUGAAACCUUAGAGUAGCGAUACUGUAUAUAGUGCAACCAAUGGAUGAAGCAAAUUUAGUACAACUGGUGUUGCACACAAAAUAUUUAUUGAACUAGUACAACAUAUGACUACUUUGCUGUGUAGUUUCAUUUCCAGUUCUUCGCAUGGAACAGAUAAGAACAACAAAGAUCCUGCUCAUCAGCUUGUAUUUUAUUAUGGCAUUUCAGUGACCCUGUGGUCAAAUGUCCUAUGUGGCUUUUAAACAAUGCAAUUCAAAAGGAGAUUACCUGUCCAUUUGGAAAUUGGUUUCUGCUAAAUUCUUAGCAGGCACAGCUAUAGUUUUUGGUGUAAAUUCAAACACUGCAUCAUUUAUUUGCUUGCAAGCCCUCCACCUUGCAGAGAUGCAAUAAUACUGAGAGUGCAGUCAACUGUUAAAACCACAACUAAAUGCACUGUGAGAUUAUGUAUCGCAAGCUCAAUAGGUUGCUGUCCAGAAGGGGAGAAAAACAUGACCGCAGCAGGAUCAUUUAACUUAUGAAACAGGGUGCUGUAAAGGGCUAUUAAUCAGAUUCUUAACGUCCAUGAGAAACUUUAGCUGCCAACUAUUAUAAAAAGACAAUACAUCCCCAAAUUCUGUCUUCAAGAUUAAAAAUAAUAAACAUAAAAGGUGAAGUUUUGGGUACUAAAAAGAUAGCAAUACAUAAAAUAGUGGUUUCAAAACUAAGGGAAAAACAAUUAGGUCUGAUACUUGAUGUUUCACAUUUCAAUUGGUAUGCAGAUGAACAUAUGUAAAAUAUAGUUGUCCCUUUACUAGCUGUCAAUAAGAUGGUGCAUCUGUGUGACUAGUGUACCAUAUUAUAGGUGUAUGUUGUGAUGGGUGUAAGUAGUUUAAUGAACAUGUUCUGAUGUGAAAACAUUGGGCUUUAAAAAAAGAUGAUGGAAUGUUCCUAAAAGAAAAACGUUUUUCAAGCUGAACAACUGUUUCUUAAUACUGGAUAAACAAAACACUACAUAUAAACCCACAGGAAAUAAUAGUUACAGUAGGGGAAGCCAAUAAAAAAAUCAGUGAGUUAUGUAACUAAAGGUAGAUGUUAAACACUUCUGAAAGAGCUGAAGCACUGUUUAGUUCAGAUUCAGGGAUGUAAACAUUCAAAAUAAUAUAAAAACCGAACUGCCUGAGGUGUAUUGGUCCUAUAUGUAGCAUCUGCAUCUCCAAACAACCUGUUUCACUGUCACAAACUCUUUUCAAGAACCAUACUACAAGAAGACUAAAGAGCAGCAGGGGAGCAGGCCUAAGAAACAAAGAACAUAUGUUACUU
Messenger RNA from Chelonoidis abingdonii (Abingdon island giant tortoise), 2542 nucleotides. Its product is annotated as bMERB domain-containing protein 1. Gene Ontology annotation, cellular component: mitochondrion; microtubule cytoskeleton; membrane. Lineage: Eukaryota; Metazoa; Chordata; Testudines; Testudinidae. Gene Ontology annotation, biological process: negative regulation of microtubule depolymerization; mitochondrial ribosome assembly. The record is from RefSeq and is a predicted model, not a curated record.